This is a messenger RNA of Nematolebias whitei (Rio pearlfish), 1941 nucleotides long. RefSeq names its product muscular LMNA-interacting protein. Gene Ontology annotation, cellular component: nuclear envelope; PML body; sarcolemma. Gene Ontology annotation, molecular function: lamin binding; transcription corepressor activity. Lineage: Eukaryota; Metazoa; Chordata; Actinopteri; Cyprinodontiformes; Rivulidae. The record is from RefSeq and is a predicted model, not a curated record. Gene Ontology annotation, biological process: negative regulation of transcription by RNA polymerase II.
AAUGAAGCCAUGUCCCACGAGAAGACAACCGGGGGCAGCAUGUCAGAAGGGGAGCUCUUCAAAGCAGAAAUGGUCUUUAUCAGGAACUUUGUUGAAACAGAGAAAGCAAAUAUAAUUCAACAGGAAGCACAACCUCAAUCUCUGCAGGAUCACAGGAACUUCUCUCAGACCAAAGCUCCACCAUCAGUCAGAGCUCUGUCUGAAAAUACCCCCAGCCAAGUAAACGUGGGGACGGUCUCCAUGGAAACAGCUGUUGACAAACGCAGGGGCAUUUCCCAGCAGCGGUGUCACAAUGUCUCUGGACAUUCUGAAGAUGCACUGGCUUGCUCUGCACACACGGCAUCUGCCCCAGAAGACAGAACAAGUCCCACCGACUGGGCAGACCUGUUCCCCACCCCGGCCUCAUCCAGAGAGUCCAUCCUGACUUCCCCGGCUCCUUUCAGCCGAACGGUUUCUCCUUGCUCGUCUGUUCGCUCAGGUGUAUUUUCCCCUUCUAUAGUCCAGAUCAAGAGGCACACACUAGCUCCUGGAGCUAGCCUGGUUAACAUCCCCCAGACCUGCUUCUCAUCCUGUGACAGUCUGUCAUCUGCCUGUCCACAGUCACCCCCUCCCCGGCACCGACCUCCAGUCACUCGACUUUCCCUCCUGACUGCCAUUCUCAGGAAAGGUCGUCUUCCUGUCUUGUCUUCUGCGCUACAGAGACCUUACACCCCCUGCUGGCCUGUUAAUCAUGUGACGUUGUCGUUUUGUAACGCAUGCUCAGCUGCCUCGAGCGUGGCCUCCAUUCCCUUAGAAUUAUCCUCCCAGUUCUCUUCAUCUGCAUCUAUAGAUGGUCAAAGCCACGUCUGCACGGAGCCCAUUGCUUCCCCGACGAUGGAGUCGAGUGCUCACGACAGAAGACGUCCUCAUACUCAGGUGAAAGGAUGCCACCUUAGACAGAAGCAGGUGAUUUCUCCUCCACCAGUGAAGAGCAAACUCCCUCAAACUCCCCAGUUCUCAAAUGUCUCAGCUGUUUCUCCGUCAAGGCAUGACAACCCAGCCUCUGCAAAUACUCCAUUCAGCUCUAGUUCCAAGUUACAUGAGCUGAGGCCCAGCAACGUGCACACGCUCCUCAAGGACCAUGGCGGUAAUAACCUUAAAAAUCUCAUCUCCUCGCCCCCUGAACUUCAAACUGAGCCCCCUGUGACCCAGAACCGGACUCGCCGACCGAAUUCUUCUCUCUCGAGGCUCCAGAUGCUCUCCCAGCAACUAAGAUCUUCGCCCGUCCCUUCAUCUUCUCAUUCUCACAUCCCACCUUACUCUGCUCAUGCAGACGCUGCACCCCCCCUCCCUCAUUUAAAACAAACCCCCAAGGUUGGAGGGUGUGAGUCAGUGGGGAGCUGGCCUGAAUUCAGAAGAGCCACACCUGCUAAAGCUGCUCAUAAAACCCAAUGCCUGUCUCCAUCUCGAUACAAACCCAUUAUCCUUUCUGGGUGGCCGUCACCCGCCACUUCCCCCACACCCACACCCUCCCCUGCACCCCCAGUCAGAGACUUCACCCCGUCUCCUUCCCUGUCCCUGCGUUCCACGCCCUCGCCAAGGCCGGGGAGUGGAAUUUCAGACUGCAGUGACAGGGAGGGUAAAAAACGAAAGACACACAAGAUUAAACUGAGCUACAAAUCGCUCGCUGCGAUCCCCACAAACACCAUCCUGUUGGAUCAACAAGCGAUUGAUGAUCAGGUUGAACAGAAUCACUGCAGCUCCCUGGAUAGACCUGUUACUGACACACACUCAGAGAUGUGCUCACCUGCUGAGCUGCGGCAAAAGUCAGAUCAGCUGUAUGCAGAGAUUGAUGAAAUAUUGGUAAACUCCAUUCCUGAAACCUCAAAGUCACCGAAUACCAAUGCUGGUUUUCAGCACAACUCUUCAUUGUUAAAAUCCCUGGGGCGUGAAACCAAAUAU